This is a messenger RNA of Seminavis robusta, 2424 nucleotides long. The record is from the annotation of a GenBank genome assembly. Lineage: Eukaryota; Bacillariophyta; Bacillariophyceae; Naviculales; Naviculaceae.
AUGAUCAACCUCUUUGGCUCCGCCGCCAAGAGUGUUCAGACAUGGGCCAGUCGAUCUCGAAGACCCUCAACCUCUUCGACUCCAGUCGAACAACCUCUUCCUCCCCAGCAGCUACCGCCACUUCCACCACUUCCUCCAAGACGACGCAAUCCUUCUCCAGUGAUAGUAGAGGAUGCGUCCGAUGAGGAACUGUCGGCCUACAACAAUGAGGACAUGCCAUCGCUUAGCCCUAGGGCGCCAUACAACAGCAGCAGCGAUGAAUCCACCACCACCACCACCCACAAUGAUCCCUCGAUCACCGACCCACUCCAACAGGUGACACCUCCUCGACGACGUGUCACCCAAUCGCCAAUCUUUCGGACCAAUGACCCAUCGUUAUUACCCGGCUUCGAGCCACCAACACCACGCUCCCACAUCAGUUCUGGUGUGCCAUCGGCAAUCCGUGCCCAGGUUCACGACGUUAUGGCUGUUCUUGACAGCAACACGUCCUCCCUCCAGCGCAGCCAUGAUUCCACACCUCUUGUGGCUCCCUGGCAUAGCCAGCCGUCGGCUAGUUCCUCCCUUAGUGGAUCUUACCAGACCGGUGUUGAAGGCUCGGCCACUGGCCCAUCCCUUCUCUUCUCACGAGGCAGCACCCCGAGCCGCCAGCCAUCUUCCUCUCGGCGACCCGUCUUUGGCGAUGGCUUUGAUGACGUCCCUAUUAUCCCUGACUGUGCUCUUGCUGGACCCACUGGACCCAUUGCGAUCAUUCAUGGGAUCCCACCAUGUGGGUACAGUAGUCAAUUUCUCACGACUAUUGUUGGCAAGCGAGAGCUUUAUGGGGGGGUAAAUCGAACAACAAACCCCGUCGAUUGCAACAAUGACUCGUAUCUGCUCCGCCUCAAGACCAAGAAGUUACUGGUUCGACUCGGCUCUACCGGUCACAUCUACCAAGUCUUCCCCCUUCGAGUACUUGGUCACGAUAGUGUCGACCAAUGCAGGACAUGGCAGUUGACUUCGCGAUGGCACCCAUACCUGCGAGGAUACUAUGAUCGCCAAGAUAGAAGCAUGGCAACCUCUGGCAAAACGUACUACGUGGUAGACGGAUGGUUCGAUGGAUUACCGUGCCAGCGAAUCGUACAGUCCUUUGCGGAAGGAUGGGCCAUGCAGGCAGAUGUUCUUAACAAUGGAGUUAGCGACGCACCGACAGGCUUCAAGGAACUCAACUCUGCCAAGGAAUACCUGCAAAUGAUUCAAACAGAGCGUCCCGUGGAUCCGCGACAACGCAUUCCACCCAAGUGGGUGAUUAAUGCCAGCCUACUCGGCGUUGACGACCCUCAUUAUGCUUGUGGAACCCACUUUGGACACUCUACAGCUGAGCGACCUGAUGCCUCAGUCGGAACGGAUGUACCAGUGCCCACGCCAAUCAGUGAAAGACCUACUCCAUCGGCCCCACCAGAACCGGCGAGGAACCCCUUUAGUACACCCAGAGCGUCGGAACCUUUUCCAGAUCACGUGAUAACGGGUUCCGUGACCAGCUUGGAUAGCCUGUGGAUGAGUCACAUCGAGUCGCAACACCACCUCAAGGAUGCCCUUGGUGCGAUAGUUCAAGGCAAUCGAUUCACACAUGAUGAUCGUCUGCGUGCAUCCACGGAAUUACCACAGUUACCAGUGGCACCUAAUGCUACCGCAAUCUACCAGUGGAAGUGUGGUGUAGAGAACGCUCUCACUGGAGACCAUUGGGAAGCAGACGACAUCGAAAUCUGGGAAUACUCCACUACCACCACAAGCAACAAGGACAUUUCCAAGGUCAUGGCCAGACUCCUCGUCAAGGCUACCAAACAGAACAGGACCAUCACGGACCUACUACAGCGGGAACACUCUCUCAAACGACGUGGGCCAGAACUGCUCCAGGCUGUUCUCGACACAUUCCUUCCUGUCACUAGUGACCGUGUGGACGACCGCUUUGCCGACGUCAGCACCCUCGUCCAAGAGCAACGUGAAUACUGCGUCUCCUUCCUCCUUCGCCUUCGCUUCUUCAAUCGCCAAUAUGGCGCUGCUAGCGGUGCGAUCCUUCCAGAGACAGUCCUUCGUGGCUGGUUUGUGGCCGGAACAGUUCGCCACGGUCCGUACCGGUCCAUCUUGUCCAAGUGUUACGCCCGGCUCAUCCGUCCAGGCGGUAAGCUUGCCGGCACCCCUACAUUGGACUGUACCAUCGACCAGCUUGCCGAACACUUCGACAACAUCCUCACUGGUGCUGAAAACAGCAAAUAUUACUGCGACAGCAAACUCCUCACUGGUGAAUCGCCCAUUCGCGCAUACACCACGGCAUCCCGUGGGAAGGCCCACCAGGCGAGCUCUGUUCGCGCAGGUUCUCCAGGGGAACCUAGGGGGGUAGCCUUUCAAACUUCUCGCCGUGAUCCCAUGGCAUUGUUAAUGCCCUAA